AUGAAAUUUAUAAUAUUUGAAUAAUUAUCAUGCUUAGCUCACUUAACUCAUAAUAGUCAACCAUCUGAAUUUUCAAUUAUUAUGAAUGUCUUAAUUGUUAAUUUGUAAUAUCUUGCUUUAAUGCUUCCUUUAAAUGGAUGGCAUUUAAGGAAUUAUAUAGAUGGUCAUCUUUAUCUUUUAAAAUAAUUUGCAUAGGCAACUUUAAUUAUUCCAUAUGGCUUUGAAUCUUAAAUUGAUUUUGGUCCUUUUGCUUUAGCUAUGGUGAUUAUGUUGCUAAUUUCAUUUUUUGGAAUCAUUAUAAUAUUAGUUACAUUUGGAAUAUUUGAUAACUAAAAUCCAAAGGAUCAUUAUUCAUUAAGAAAAUUUAUCUUUCACUAUUUAUAAAUUUGUGUAACAACCUUAUAAUUACCUAUACUUUUUUUAUUUUUUGCAUUGAUUAUAAUUGGAUAAACAAAAAUAAAUUAACAUGAUACCAUUAUUAAUCUCAAAAGUAUUUUAGGAUUGAUUGGAAUAUUAAUCUUUUCUAUUUUUGUAUUUCUUUAUUAUUACUUUUUAAGAGCUUAUACUUUUAUGCCCUUUCAUUAUUUUUAAUAAAAAUACAAUCUACUCUAAAUUAUACAUUAUUUAUUUAAUAUACUAAAUGUCAUUUUAUAUAUUAUUGAUAAUGAUAUUUUGAUAGAAUAUGUAAAAAUAGCUGUUCUAUUUUUAUUAUUUAUAUUAAGACUAACUGAGUUAUAUUAUUUUAGACCAUAUAUACCAUACAUUAAUUAAUUGUUAUAUAUGUCCCAUAGUAGUUUACUUGUAAUACUAAUAAUAAUUAGUAUAAAUAUUUUGAUGGCCGAUAAACACAUUUUGCAUGAAGAUUAAUUACUUUACACAAUAUUAGUGUUUGGAAGUUUAUCAUACUAUUUUAGUAAAAUGCAUUAUGAGACUAAAUGUUUAUCCACUUUUGAUUUCGAAAUGAAUUCAUUUUCAUGUAUAUAUUAUACUUAAGAGAUGCAUUUCAAAUAUCUAUAGACAAUUGAAAAUUAAAAAUAAAAAGAAUUCUUUCAACUUUAUUUAUAUUGGAAAGCUCAUAAGGUUGUAUGUACUAGACAUUGGCUAAAGGAGACAUAUAAAACUGAAUAUAAUUAAAUUUAAAGAACUUAUUAAACAAUUUUUUGUAUUUUAAAUACUGAAUUAGAAAAAGCUCAAAUGGAUUAAAGAGUAUCUUAUGAAGAAUUAUUAUUGUUAUAUAUUAGUUAUGUUGCAUAAUUUUGCAAAAAACCACUUUUAGCAUAUACAGAAUUAAAAAGAUAUUAAAGUUAAAAGUAGAUUUAAUCUUAUUAUUUUAUUUGUAUUCGUUAUUAAAUGAGUAUUUAUUUAUAAGAUUUAAUAAAAAAUCAACAAUAAGAAAAUAAUUAAAUAUCUUUUUAAUUAGGAAAACAAAUAUAAUCUGAUAGAUAACUAAGCAUUCAUGAUGUAUUUGAAACAAUGAGAUUUUAAGAUCAAUUCAUUCCUUCCCUUAUUGAAAUAUUAAGUGAUAAAAUUAAUUUUUGGACUAAAUAAAUAAAAGGAUUUAAUUCAAUUUAUGAAGUUGAAAAAUUAGCCAUAGCUUAAAGUUAAAAAAUUCAUAAAUUAACAUCAUAAAUAAAAUAGUAUUGUUCAAUUGAUAUUAAUAAUUUAGAUCAUUAAUAAAUAAAUAAUAAUGUUUAAAAUUUAAAGUUAUUAUCAAUAUUUUGUAGUUCUAUAAUGAAUGACUAUUAUAGUUCAUAGAUAUGUGAAACUGCAAUUACUGAUGUUUAUAAUAUAGAACAUACAUUUUAAGAAGAUGCAAUUACUAAUUUAGCAUUUAUAUAAGAGAAGGCUGUCUUAAUAAUGAUUAGUCUAGUAAAAAAUAGAGGGAAGAUUAUAAAUAAAGAUAAGAAAUUAAUUUCAUAAUUUUUUGGCUAUACAGAGAAAGAAAUAUUUGAAAUUGAUAAUAUAUCAGGUUUAAUGCCUUAAUAUUUUGCUGAAUAACAUGAUAAAUUAUUAUUAAAUUAUUUACAAACUGCUAAAUCUGGAUUUUUUUUAAAUUUUAAUCAAGUAUUUGGAUUAAAAAAAGAAGGAUCUCUAAAUUCAUAUUAAUUAAAAUUAGAUAAUAAUUUUAGUGAAUUAGAUGAUUAUGUUUUAAUUGGUUGUUUAUCAGAAUUUAAAAAAACAAAUGAUUAUAUUCUUUUUAAUGAAGAAGGUUUUUUAAUUGGAAUGACAGAUAAUUUUUAUUAUACAAUUAUUAAUUCUGAUGAUUAGAAUUUUAAAAUUUCCAAAGAUAAUAUUGGUUAAAUAAACAUCUUUUUAAUAAUUUCUAAUAUAAUGGAUAUAUUAAAUGAAUUUAAAAACAAUUAUGGAAAAGAUGUUAUUAAUAAUUAAUAAGAUAGAUAUAUAAAGAUUUGGAAAUAUGUAAAUAAUAAAGAUUUAUUGGAAAAUUCUUAAAAGAUGUAAUAUUAUUCUUCAAAAUUGAAUUCUUGUUAUAAUGAAAAUAGUUUAUUAAAAUCAAGAACAUCAAAUAUUUCAUUAGAGAGAGAAAGAGCAGAAAUAUAAAUAUAUGAAUAAUUAGGAAGGAGUAAUGGAGAAAAGAAAAAAUAUAAAGGAACUUAGUUAUUAUAAUCUUUAUCAAUAUACAAUAUUUAACUAGGAAAUUAAUUAUAAAAUAUUAUUUAAGCAUUAGAAGUAAUAAUAUUUAGUAUUAUAGAUUAAAAAUAGAUCUCAUUUUAUGGCAAAAACUAAUAUUACUUAUAAAAUAUUAGGCAAAAAAACAUCCAAAAAAUGCUAUUUUAUUUUAGAAAUAAUUGAUCUAAAAAAAGCAGAUGAUUUGCUUAAGACAAACGAAUCAUUAAUUAAUAAUUAAUAUACAACUUCAAUUUAAACAACAAACAAACGUAUGUUGUCUUAGAUUUUUAUUUUUAGUUUUUUUAAAUUCAGAUUAAAACCAAAGUAAUCUUGAAAUAUUUAAAGUUGAUAAAGAAGAAGUUACUCCAAAUAUUUUAAAGCCAUCCUAACCAUUUUUGUAGAGACUUAUUAGUAAAUAUGAAAUAAAAUCAUAAUAAUAAUAUCUUGAUAUUUUAGGAAUGGAAUCUGCUAGAGAUAGUGUCAGUUAUGGACCAUUAUCAUAAAGAAUUAAUUUUAUUAGUCCAUCUUCUAAGUAAUAAUAAAUGUAAGAAUUAAUUGAUAAAGAUUUUACAGAUCUUCAAAAUCAAUUAGAAUAUAUAAAUUAAGAUAUUAACUAAGAUAAUGAAAUUCCAGACUCUUCACAAAUAAAGAGUAAUAGUAAAGAAUAAAAUUAAAAAAGUCAUAAUAUCAUUGAAAUUUAUCAAAAUAAUAAGUUAAAUUAAAAAAUAGAGGAUAUGGAUAGAGAUGUCAAAAAGUCAAAAUCUAGUAUUACAUCUGGAACUUCUGGUAUAUCAGCUAUAUCAACUAUUAAAUAGUUUCAGUCUAAUACUUAAAUGACAGAUAGUCUUAAAAAACUAGCUAUUAUUAAUAUUAUAAUAAUGAUAAUAAUUAUAGGUUAUAUUAUGGCUCAUUUGAUAAAAUUAUAGACUUAUACAAAUUAAACUUAAUAAACUUUAGCUAAUAUCAAUGGACCUACUUUAUUUAAUCGUUAUUUUUUUAAAAUCUUCACUUAUACUUGGAGUCUAGUAUUUAAUACACUUGAUAUUAUAGAAAGUAGUAAUUUUAUAAUAAAAUCUACGAUCUCUGAAAUGCAUGAAUUAUCUAAAAUAGUAUUUAUUGAUUUAAGCAGAAUGUAUGAUAUUUUUAUAGGGAUUGAGGAAUCAGGAAUGUUAAGUUAUAUUAACUUAGAUUUUCUAUAUUAAUCAAAUGAAAAUGUAACUUAUACAUAUUUUAUUAAUUUAAUAUCUGCUGUUUCAGAUACAUUAUUUGAAGCUCUUAAAUAUGAUGUUACUACACUUAUUCAAAUAAUUGAUAGAAAUUAUUUAGAUAAUUUAUUAAUGUUGAGAUAUAAUCUUAAAAAUGUUGUAGUGAUGAAUUCAUAAUUAAUUGAUUCUUUAAAUGAAGUUUAUUUCAAAUAAUAAGAUGAUAAUAUUUAAGAAUUUUAAAUAUAAAUUAUUUUAGAAAUUGUUUUCUUACUUAUUAUAAUAUUAUCAUAAUUGAUUUAUUGGAAAUAAAUUGAAUAAUAUUGUUAAUAAAUAUUAAUAUUAGCAGGUAGACUAUAAUAUAUUCAAGCUUAAGAAAUGAUUUUAAGAUUUACUUUUGUAAUUGAAACUUUAAAAUCAUUCUCUGGAAAUUAAAGUUGGAAGAAAUAAAACUUUUAUAAAUUAUUAUUUUUUCCAUUAAAUGAAAUAGGAAUAGAUACUGUUUAAAGUUAAUCUAGAAUUUUAAAAGAUUAUCAAAGUUCAUAAAUUAGUUAAUAAUUGAGAAUCAAUUAAGUAUUUGAUGAAAGACAAAAAAAUCUAAAAAAGAAUUUAAAUGUUAUGUUAAAUUCUAAAAUUAAUAAUCCAAACACUACAAUUUUAAAAGCUACAAUUUAAACAAUAAUAACAUUUAUAAUUUUUUUAAUCUAUCUUUUAGGUGGAUUUUUAUUAUUUCAAUAAUAAUAAAAUGAUUUAUUACCAACUCAAUAGUUGACUUUAAGUUUUAUAAGAUUUACAUCAUAAUUAGAUAUAGUAGUUAGUACAGCAUUAAUUACUAAAUCCUAACCUAUUUUAUAUGAUAAAUUAGUAGAAAUGAAUAUAUAUACUAAUAAAGAAAUAGAUAGAUUUAGAGAUUAAAGAAAAAUUAUUAAAAUUUUUAUCUCCCUAUAUUCAAUCUAUUAUGAAAAUAUUACUUCAAUUUAUGAGAAUAUUAUUAAAUCUAAUAAAAUAACAAGUGAAGAUGCCAGUACAUUGCUUUCUUUAUAUUAAGGAGACUUUUGUAUGGAAAUUGGUUCUGAUAUACCCUUUUGUAAUUAUGAUACACUUCCUAAUUUUAAUUCUCUUUAUGGAAUUCCAGAUAUCUAAGAUGACAACAGAGAGUAUCUAAGUAAAGGUAUACAAGGAAUUGUAAGUAAAUUAGACACUUUUUUCAAAUAAAAUUAUUAAUUUGAAAUUAAUAAUACUGAAUAUUUUCCAGAUAAAAAUGUAACUAAAGAUAUUUUAAUUUCAAAAGAUUUUACAAAUGCCAUAAUGGAACAUUUCUUAGAUACAACAGAUGGAACAAAUUUAUUUUUAGAUAAAUUGAUGUAAGCUAUUAAUAAAAUAACUAAUGAUAAUUUGUAUUUAUCAUAUACAUAUUAUUUAAUCACUGGAUUUUUAUUAUUAGUUAUUUUCCUUACUUUUUAUGGAUUUUGGAUAUAUAACUCAAAUCAUAGAUUAAUAUUACUUAGGUUAAUUCUAACAAAUUUACCUAUUGAAGUAUUAACUGAAUAAAAUACAUUGAGCUUACUCAGAAAAUUAUAAUGA
Molecule: messenger RNA, 5414 nt
Organism: Paramecium primaurelia
Lineage: Eukaryota; Ciliophora; Oligohymenophorea; Peniculida; Parameciidae
Source: the annotation of a GenBank genome assembly